This is a messenger RNA of Stegodyphus dumicola, 536 nucleotides long. Its product is annotated as dnaJ homolog subfamily C member 1. Gene Ontology annotation, cellular component: endomembrane system. NCBI's taxonomy places the organism in Eukaryota, Metazoa, Arthropoda, Arachnida, Araneae, Eresidae. The record is from RefSeq and is a predicted model, not a curated record.
UUUUUAUUUAUUUUUAAUUUUAGGCAUGACUGGUACAGAAAAGGAAAACUUUGGGUUUCAGCUUUAUGAAGAAAAGGGACUAAAGCAGGAAUGUGGAAACGGUGAUCUAAGGUAUAAUAAUAAUAACGUAAUUGCAAAUGGAAGUGCAACACAAAAUGUGGCCAAGCAGAUGUCAGAUGAAUCAAAUACAAGUUCAGAGAAAUUUUGGAAACAGGAAGAACAGCGAUCUUUAGAACUUGCUUUGCAGAAGUUUCCUAAAGAUACACCAGCUCGAUGGGACAAAAUAGCUGACUUUGUGUCUACUAAAACCAAGGAGGAAUGUGUAGAACGCUACAAAAUUUUAGUGCAACAAAUUAAGAAGAAGAAGGACAAAUGUGUUUGACAUAUGUUAAUUCACAAAUGGAGCUUUCUGAAAGGAAUUAAAGAAGUUCAUUGCUGUUCUAUGUAUAUACUUACUGUUUAAAUGUAAGAUAUUUUAAGUCAUGUAAAAAAUGUUAAUGUUUUCAAUAAAGCAAUUAAUGUGCAUUUAUACACAA